Messenger RNA from Ixodes scapularis (black-legged tick), 1130 nucleotides. Its product is annotated as methionine adenosyltransferase 2 subunit beta. Gene Ontology annotation, cellular component: methionine adenosyltransferase complex. Gene Ontology annotation, biological process: S-adenosylmethionine biosynthetic process. Gene Ontology annotation, molecular function: methionine adenosyltransferase regulator activity. The transcript is spliced from 6 exons. Bases 1 to 1071 code for a protein of 356 amino acids. The record is from RefSeq and is a predicted model, not a curated record. NCBI's taxonomy places the organism in Eukaryota, Metazoa, Arthropoda, Arachnida, Ixodida, Ixodidae.
AUGGCGAGAGAAAGAGGGAGAAAGACGCAUGGCCUCUUUUCCUCCUUUCAUAAAACGGAAAUUCCUCCAAAUGUAACAGCCACGGGCGACUUCCUGUUCGCCCUGUUACGGUUUUUCCUCCGCGAGCGGCUGGAGCGGCCGCGUCAGCCUACAAUGCACUCAGGUUUCGGUACAGGAAAUAUGAAGAGCGUUUUGAUCACGGGGGCUUCGGGACUGCUCGGCCGAUCGCUGGUCAGGGCUUUUGACGCGGCGGCGUCGUGGACCGUGGUCGGGCUGGCGCACAGCAGGGUGUCUGGUCAGCUUGUGAAGGCCGAUUUGACCGACGUGCAGGACACCGCACGCAUCGUCCAGAAAUAUAAGCCAAACGUGAUCGUCCACUCAGCCGCCCAACGGUUCCCGGACAAGGUGGAGAACGACUACGCCGCUAGCUACGAGCUCAACGUGACGGCGUCCAAAAAUCUAGCAACUUUGGCCGACGCAGAAGGAGCUGCCUUCAUUUUCAUCAGCACCGACUACGUGUUCGACGGCCGGAGUCCCCCCUAUCAAGAAGCAGACGAGCCCAACCCGCUGAACAAGUACGGCAAAACCAAGGCUGAAGCUGAGAAAGCUGUGCUCGCCGCAAAGCCAGAUGCCAUCAUCCUGCGGAUACCUGUCCUCUACGGCGGCGAAGAAUACGACGCCGAAAGCGCGGUGUCCGUCCUCUUGCAGCUGUUCAAAGACUCCACAAAGAAGACCAAGGUUUCCGACUACGAAAUUCGCUACCCAUCGCACACGCAGGACAUCGCCUCCAUUGUUGUGCAACUUUCGGAACGGCGACUCCUGGACAGCGGCGUGGCCGGCGUCUUCCACUGGUGCGGUCUGGAGCCCCUGACCAAGUUCCAGAUGGUUCUGAUCAUGGCGGAGGUCCUGAACCUCGGACACGACCACCUGAGUCCAGACCGGGCUCCCAGCCAGGGGGCCCCCCGGCCGCACGACUCCCGCCUCGAGUGCGGCAGGCUGCGGGACCUGGGCAUCGGACAGCACACCCGCUUUUCGGAAGGGGUCAAGUCAUUUGCCAGGUUCCUACAGUGAAACUUUCGAUUAAAGUGUGUGCGUUUUUGUGUGUUCCACUUAGCGGAUCACGAGUAGUG